UGUGCUAAUCCUCUAGCGGUGGCUGUGCUGAAGGAGGCCUAGCUCCAGUAGGAAAACCCGAGCUGGAGAUGUUCAGAGCCCUUCACUCUGUGCUCAGCUCCACGUUUCAGAGCCGUCAACCAUGACGUGACUUCCAAUCUCACGGUUUCUAGAAAAUGCGUCGACACCUUCGUCUUGUGUCCGUGUGUGUGAUAUCGGUGUUCGUGUCGGGGCUGUACGUGUUCGAGCAACUCGCGUCCUCUCUGGAGACCGACGCCAGUGCAGGAGGCCUCAGCCCGCCUCACCCCCAGCACAGAGCCUAUUUUUCUCGUUCUGUCAGGUGUAAGUCAAUGUCUGUCACACACUGGAAUCCCUAUUGGAGACUGCCCCGUGAUGUUUGUGGAAAGAACUGCUUUAUGGAGUCGGCUCGUAGGUAUGCUGUGGAUAAAACAUUGUCCGAGGUGGACAGAGCUGAGCCGGUCAGGUUGGCAGUGGUGGCCUGUGGGCCCAGGCUGGAGGAGACUCUCACCAUGCUGAAGUCUGCGGUUCUCUUUAGUCACAGAACUCUCCACUUUCACAUCUUUGCUGAGGACGAACUCCAUGCUGGCUUCCGAGAUGCUUUGGAGUCGUGGCCAGGCAGCUUCCGUUCUAAAUUUAACUACACUACCUACCCCAUCACCUUCCCCAGUGACAAUGCCAAGGAAUGGAAGAAACUGUUUAAACCCUGUGCUUCCCAGAGACUUUUCCUGCCUCUGAUCCUAACCGAGGUGGAUUCUCUGCUGUACGUGGACACCGACAUCCUGUUCCUGCAUCCAGUAGAGCAGAUCUGGAACUUUCUCUCCCAGUUUAACAGCACUCACAUGGCAGCCAUGGCGCCUGAGCACGAGGAACCGAGAAUCGCCUGGUAUAACCGUUUUGCACGGCACCCAUAUUAUGGCAAGACCGGUGUCAACUCUGGAGUCAUGCUUAUGAAUAUGACGCGCAUCAGAGCCAAACGAUUCAAGAACGAUAUGACAACAGUUCACCUGAGAUGGGCGGACUUGCUUAUGCCACUACUACAGAAAUACAAGCUCAACAUUACAUGGGGGGACCAAGACCUCCUCAACAUCAUAUUCCACUACAAUCCAGAAAGCCUGUUUGUGUUCCCGUGCCAUUGGAACUACCGGCCAGACCACUGCAUCUACGGCAGCAACUGCGCUGCUGCUGAGCAUCAUGGUGUUUACGUUCUCCAUGGCAAUCGAGGUGUUUACCAUGAUGACAAACAGCCUGCAUUCCGAGCCAUUUAUGAAGCCAUUCAGAAAUACCCAUUUGGAGAAGAUGCAGUCAGUUUCCUACUUAAACCUUUAGAGGAAAAACUAAAGACUACCAUGCAUACAUACUGUGGAAGAUCCAGUCACCUUUUCACUAAGAAAUUACAGGAGAGCAUAAGAAAACUUCAGAAUGAUAAUCACAAUGCAAGAUGAUCUCAUCCAGCUCAACCCAAGUGAGUUUGUUUCAUCCACACUGUUGCUAAGAAGACGUGAACAGUGGUUCAAAUCAGGUCGUGGUGAUAGUCCUGUAUGAGUGAACUGGCGGUUGAAAUGAGGCACUGAAUUCACUUUUAUAUCUCCUCACUAAAGUCCUGUUUCCUUUUUGUCUUUAAUCAUCAGCUAAUGAUGUUUAAGUGUGUUGGUACUGCAGGCUGUGAAUAUUGUUAUGAGUAAUAUUAGGAAACAUGGAAUUCCUAGUAAAAUUUCAUCACCUAAACAUUAAGCCUUAUUUCUUUCCAGGGAUAGUUAAAUAAAUUGUGUCUGCCGAUUUGAGUUCAGUUUUAUUAUUAAGAAUGUUAUUGUAAGAUUGCUGGGUUUUAGGAUUGGAAAAUGAGCCUUUAUGUAAAUGAGCAACAAUGUUUUAAACUACUCAAUGGCUUUAAAAGGUACGGACGAUGGCGUACAUGUCAGUUAAGCCUACUAACUUACAGAAAUGAGAUCACAACCUUGAAGACAAGGAAUCACUCAGUACGUUUACAUGGACAACAAUAAUCCAAUAUUAAUUGUUAAUAUUAAGACGAUACUCUGAUUAAGAAACUAGCAUGUAAAAAGCAAUUUUUAAUUACCUUAAUCCGAUUAAGGUCAUACUCGAAGUAAACACAAAUUGAAUUAAGACGUGGAGUAUUCCUGUUUUAGUCACAUUAUUGACGUGUAUUACAGACACGUACACACCUUAAUCACACUAUUAACAUCGUGUGGGAGUUUUCACAGCAUUUUGCGACAGGACACGUACACACGGCAGUCCUCAACCAUUUUACGGCAAACAAUAGAGCAUGCUGCGUCCGAAACCGCGUACUUACUUACUAUAGGCCUAUAGUAGGCGAAAUACAUGUAUCUCGGCUACUAUAUAGACGGUAAGUAUGCCUUUUGGGACUCGGCCCACGGCUUCAAGCAGUCGUCUAUUAGCAUGUAUAGCAUAACAAUUAACUGCACUUGAACGUUCGUAAAAAUGAAAAAUAAAAACACCCAAAACUGUAUAUGGUACCAUAACGAAGACGAACUGUAUGUUGAUACGUGAAAUUCUGGAGGGAACGUCGGACGGCGUGACGUGGGGACGUAAUUACGUGUGCCGUUAAUCCAUCUAUGUUCUAUAACAUGUAAAACGGGAACAUGAAAGGAGUAUUCUAAAAGCGACUCGUAAACACCUUAAUCACAAUAUUGUCUUAUUCAGAAUAAGCUCAAUAAUUAGAUUACCACUGUCCAUGUAGGGCAAUUAGAAACCAAGUAUUCACUUGUAUUCACUUUAAUAAAGUGUCACAACUUUAUUUGAAGGUUUUCAGUGUUAUGCAACACCUUGUUAUGAUUUCAUGUUUUAACACAUGACAUAUCAUCAAGGGAUUGACCAAAUCUUGCAAAAUUGCUUAAUUAUAUACAUAAAUACACACUACAGGUAUUUAAAACCAUAUAAUGUUGUUCUCCCAAGUAAGAUUAUUAGGGGUCCAAGUGCGAAAAGCCCUAUUGUUUUUGUGAAGAUUUUUAUUUUAAUUCUCGCUAAAUGAGAUUGUAAGAAAAAACACCAAAUUUGGCAGAUAGGUAUUCUACCACUACUCCAAAAGUGGGAGAAAGCAUUGGCCUGGUGGUGGCGGCGCUAUAAUGUAGUGUUUAAUGUUUUCUCCUGAACAGGGGAGUAUCAUCAAUUCAUCAAUUUAAUGUUUAUGAACAUAGGCAGUUCACUAUAAUCUUAAAACAAUUGAGGGGUGAUCAUAAAAGGGCAAAGGUUUUUUCUGUUUUUUAUUUUAUUUUAUUUUUAUUUUCUUAAACCUGUUCUGCUUAAGCGAACAGUAUCAGGCUGGGUCUUUUGAUGAGAGUGGGUUCAUUAGAUCCCAGAAUAUUUAGGUCUAAUAUUCUGUUCAACAGAAUAUUAGACCUACAGGUUUUUAGCUUUGAUCAGACCAACCAGGAUUUUGCGAUCGCAGAAAUUAACGCAAAAUCAAGCAAACUCCGCAAUAUUCAGAUUUUUUUUCAAUAUUUGAUUUUUCAAAAUUACUGCAGAUUUUCUGUAGAUUUGGGCCAAGACGCAUCAUGUGGCAUCAUCACAAUGCGUAUUCAACCGAAACUCGCUUCAGUUCAUAUGCGCUGAACAUGACUACAGCUAAAAGGUCUCAAAACAAUUUUGUGCAAUUGCAAUUUUGCCAAUUCAAGUAGUUUUCUGAGAAAAAAAAAAAAAAAAGCACAAAAAUGUAAAAUUUUGAAAAAGCCACAGCAAAAUGAAGCAAAAACUGUUUCAGUCCUGUAUGGACUGUUUGAUUAUUGAAUUUUGAUGGUUUUAACAAUGUUUUGUUUUUCAUUCACACUUUGCUGAAUGUUUAAUAUAACAUUUCAAAUCGUUACACUUCAAAUAUUUUGAAUAUUCAACACUAUGUUCCCUUGGACUUAAAGUCUCAUGUGGCAUUGUUUACACUUCAUAACAAUGAAUAAUACAUAAAAGUGCUUACAUUACUCAGUAAGUCACCCAGCAGCUUUAUAAAAUGAUUUCUUAAAAUUAAAUACGUACUUUGUUGAUAAAAGUUCCUGAAAUGUGUUCCAGGUUAUUUUCAAGCACAAGACAUAUGUUAGAAAAGGAAGGGAUAUUUGCAGGUUGUGUUAAGGCAUUGUUUACAGAACUAAAGGAGCUACAGAAAUAUCUCCGAUUUAGUCUGAAGUCGAAACUUCAUUUUAGAUUCACUACUGGGCCUGUAAAGGACGUCACAGACUAGUUAUAAUCAAAACCAAACCAUCUCUUAAGCAUUUGCUUUGUAUACUCCCUUCUACAUUAAAUAUUGAGAGAUGAUCCAGAGUACGUACUGAUCAUACAGCAGAACUUGGACAUUUUGUUAACAUCCACAUCCAACAUACCUGCUGAAUGAAUAACUGUCAUUUGUGUGUCAUUUUGCUGUACGAGACAUCCCCAUAAUAUUAGAAAGAAUAAUUUUAUGAAUGUAGAAAAUAUUUUCUAUGCUUUGAUUUAGUCAUUUAAUGUGAUCAUGAAUAUUGUUUAUUAAUGUUAAUAGUGGUACCUUUUGCUGAAUGUAAAUGUUUGAAUGAUGCAGUAUAUUUUUUUGUAAUAAACAUUGCACUUCUAAUUCUU
Ictalurus punctatus (channel catfish) is the source of this 4575-nucleotide messenger RNA. RefSeq names its product glucoside xylosyltransferase 1a (gene gxylt1a). The transcript is spliced from 8 exons. Gene Ontology annotation, molecular function: UDP-xylosyltransferase activity. The record is from RefSeq and is a predicted model, not a curated record. The coding region runs from base 156 to 1442 and encodes 428 amino acids. Gene Ontology annotation, biological process: protein O-linked glycosylation via N-acetylgalactosamine. Lineage: Eukaryota; Metazoa; Chordata; Actinopteri; Siluriformes; Ictaluridae.